This is a messenger RNA of Thermothelomyces thermophilus ATCC 42464, 2062 nucleotides long. RefSeq lists its product as uncharacterized. Lineage: Eukaryota; Fungi; Ascomycota; Sordariomycetes; Sordariales; Chaetomiaceae. Gene Ontology annotation, biological process: attachment of GPI anchor to protein. The coding region runs from base 124 to 1941 and encodes 605 amino acids. The transcript is spliced from 3 exons. The record is from RefSeq and is a predicted model, not a curated record. Gene Ontology annotation, cellular component: GPI-anchor transamidase complex; membrane.
UAUUGUGUAUUGCACGCUACCUCCCCUGAAACGUGUUGAAUUAUCGGCAACACCUGUACAAGUACGGCCAGUAGAGGAAUUUCCACGACACAGAGCUGUCGCGGAUCCUGAGAUCGCAGCAAGAUGCCGCGAUUGCUGGCCAGCGCACUGCAGCUGCGACGUGACCCGUGCAUCCUCAAACUACCGCCCUACCUGUCGCUGCUCUGUAUCCUCGUCGGGGUGGCCUGGCUGUUCCUGCUUCCGCUCGACCAAUACUCGAGGAAAACAUACAUAUCCGAGAACGCCCUCCUUCCCGGACAGGUUCACACCUAUUUUAGCGGCAGCGAUCAGAAUGUGUUUCGGGCGUACAAGCACGAGGUGAACGAGCUGGCGGGCAAGAGCAACGCUGAGAUCAACGACAAGCUUGAACCGAUCAUCAAGGGUCUCGGGGUCAAGACGGCCAGACAAAACUUUACGUACCGGGCCGCGGGACACGUCUGCGCGGGCGAGAAUCUCUACGCUAUCUUGCAAGCACCCCGAGGCGACGCUACCGAAGCCAUCGUCCUGGUCGCCGCUUGGAAGAACGUCAGGGACGAGAUCAAUAAGAACGGCAUUCCCCUCGCCCUGACUCUGUUGCGAUAUUUCAAGCGCUGGUCACUGUGGUCCAAGGACAUCAUCCUGCUGAUCACGCCGGACAGCAUCGCCGGACCGCAGGCGUGGGUUGAUGCCUACCACGAUGCCCACGAUCCUUCACGCGUCUCUAGCUUGCCGCUCAAGUCUGGCUUGCUGCAGGGCGCCAUUUCCAUUGAUUACGCUCAAGAGCGCCGCUUCGAGAGCGUUCAUAUAGUGUACGACGGCAUCAAUGGCCAGCUGCCGAACCUGGACCUGAUCAACUCGGUUGUCAACAUCGCCAGCGGCCAGAUGGGCAUCGGCGUCGCGCUGCAGGAGAUGUGGCGCCAUGACAAUGGGUAUCCGGACCGUCUGCGCACCAUGCUGAGAGGCAUGCUGAAGCAGGGUCUCGGCCUGGCCAGCGGUGCUCACAGCAGCUUCAUCCCUUACCACGUCGACGCCGUGACGCUGCGGCCCUUUGGCGAGGGAUGGCAAGAUGAGAUGGCCAUGGGCCGCGUGAUUGAAGGUUCCUUCCGUUCGCUCAACAACCUGCUCGAGCACCUACACCAAAGCUUCUUCUUUUACCUGCUUAUGCAACGGGAACGCUUCGUCAGCAUCGGCACCUAUCUGCCCAGCGCAAUGCUGGUGGCUGCCAAUUUCACAAUCAUGGCCAUCGCCCUGUGGGUCAAGAGCGGCCAACCGACAGAGGGCGAGCCACCGGCCACUGCCAAAACCGAACCCUCCAGCAGCAAGGCUCCUCCGCCUGCCACGGCCGAGCGUGACUUGUUCCUCCCUCUGGGCGUAGUAACUCUCGUCCAGUCACUGUCCAUCAUCCCCCUGUACCUCUUCAACCACACCCCAGAAAGCACCUUGACUCCCCUCUUCUUCACCUUCGCCCUCCUCAACACCCUCCUCCCACCAGCCCUCUCCCGGGUUCUGGCUACCCUCCCGCGAAGGCCCAUCAGUGAGCAUCAAUGCAACCUCAUCAAAUCCUUCUCCCUCCUCCUUCUCGGCAUGUUUCUCUCCACCCUCGCCACCCUCAACUUCUCCCUCGCUCUCAUCACCGGUCUGCUCGCCUCUCCCUUGACCUUCAUCCCCCCCUGCAAAACGACCGGGGGCAAGAUCGCGGCGACGGUGCUGUUGAACGCAAUCAGCCCGACCACAGUGCUGCUUGUGGCUGCGGCAUACUGGGGGACUGAUGUGACGAGCGUGUUGAGGGAGGCGGCGGUGGCAUGGCAUGUGUGCGGGACGUACUCGCCUGUGGUAGUGUGGUGCGUUUGGUGGCCGGCUUGGGUAGCCGGUGGGGUUGUUGUUUUUGGUGGGAGGAGGAAAGAAAAAGUCAAAACAACCUGAACAAAUUGGUUGUAUGGGGAAGAAUUCAGAAGGGCUCGACGAAUAUACCCGUUAGCAGUGGGUGUUAGGCACAGAAUAAUCGAUACGGUUUCCGCGGUUUUUGCCUGGCUGAGAGCAUCAA